CCACAGAAGACAGAAACCAGAAGUACCGGUUUUACACUUCCAGUCUGCAGCAGCGGCGGCAGCAACGAUGCAGUGGCCCUUACAAGCCACGCGGGCACGGAGGAAGCAUCGGGCAUUCCGGGAAACGAUGCUAGAAUUCCUGACGCCACCGGCGCUGAACCAUGGACUAUGCAGUACUGCCAGGCUAGUGCAACUACAGUCUACGGUGUCUCGUACAGUCGUAGCACUACUUACCUGCACCUGGGGUCAAGCAGCAGCAUCGAUCACAUACAGCCCAGCACAAGCCACGCUGGCAUGGUGGAAGCAUCAGCCAAUUUAGAAUACGGCGCCAGGAAUGCUACUGGAACUGGAGGAAGGGGACAGCAAGAGCAGUCCGGUGUCUCUGGCAAUUUUUCGAGCAGGCGGUAUACCUUAUACGGGCACGACAACCAAUACACGGGCGACACAGCUCUCAUUUGCAAAGCAAGCGAUCAAUCAUCUGUGAAGCAGUCGGAGUUUGUAGAGCACUGCCACAACCGUACUGACGAAAACCACAAGUGCGAAAGCUGUGGUAAACUGUGUCACCGGGCUGAUCACCUAGAUGUCCAUAAGCGCAGGCAUACAGAAGAGAGACCCUACAAAUGCGAAAUAUGCGAUAAAUCCUUUCGGUGUCCUCGUCACCUGUGUUUCCAUAAGCGCAAGCAUACAGACGAGAAACCCUACAAAUGCAAAAUAUGUGAUAAAUUGUUUCGGAGUUCUUAUCAACUAAAUUCUCAUAAGCUCACCCAUACUGGCAAGAAACCCUACACAUGCGAAACAUGUGGCAAAUCAUUCAUGCGGAUGACGGAUCUCCAUAGACACCAGCACACUCACACGGACGAGGGACCCCAUGUCUGCCAUAAAUGUACUGCAACAUUCAAAAUGAAACAAGAUCUCAAGCGUCAUCUCAAAUUGUAUUGUAGCAAAUGAGCUUUCGUUUGUGAAAUAUGUGGUGAAGCCUUUAUAGACAACUCACGUCUCAGACAUCCCCACCAAAGGGUGCACGGGGAUAAAACACUGUCUUAGUGAUUUCGUUUCGCACUGAGAGAAACCCUUCCUGAAGACCUGUGCCAGAAUUUUACGUGCUACUUAUGUGUAGAUUGAUCUGAAGACGCGUUUCAACUGAAUACACACCUCGUAUCACAUAGGGAUGUGCAUCCGCAAUAUUCUGAGUAGUGCGCAAGUUAGAUAGAUCCCCUGCGGCAUUUGUAUAACAACGUGAGAGUGAAACCAUGCUGGCAAACAACAUUGACAUUCUUUGACAGGAGCCAGCAACCAACUAAACACAUCGUAUGCAGAGACCGGCUUCUCUUCGUAUAAAACCGCUGAUUAAUAUGCUGGCCUUUUGAAGUUAGUAGACGAGACAUUGUCUCCACAGGUUGUUAUCUUCGCUAGUAUGCAUUUCUCAAUGCUUCAAAAAUUUAGUUUUCUCUUUGGUUCUUGUAUUCUUGCCGAAGAUCUUUGUUCUAUACCGUAAACUAAGUUGAUGACAGUAAGGAGACUUUAAAAUUCAAAUAGUGUGUAGCUUCACUAUAUGAUAUGUUCUCUUCCCACAAUUUUUUUAAUUAUUCUUGUUUUAUUGUGGCAGAAGCUCUGCCAGUUUUAAAUUGCAGAUUAUUUUAUGCCCCAGAAAGUCGAAUGUUUUAACUAGGCGUGCCGUCUACUUACAGUUGUAAAAUCUUAGUCUGAUAUGACAAACGCCUCCGUGCGAGCAAUGACAUGACAAGUAAGAUUCAGGUUUUAGGCAUAUUGACGCGCGUACUUAUGUAUCUCUUUACUUUAAACACGUUUGAACCACUGGCAAAUGUUAAGUUACUGCUCAGCGCAUGACACGCCUGCAUGUAUAGGAACAUUCUCGAACUUCCUCGGCAUUUGUCUUUUGUCUACGUUGUUGUCGAAGCUUUUGUGAUCAAGUUGUACGCAUGACGCGAAUAGAGAUGUGCAUUCUUAAAGGAGCGCGAGCUCCAGCGAUGACGGUGGAGUCUUCGACGAAUCACGUGGGAAUAGCCGACGCUCAUUAAACACAAACCACACCUUGGAUGAUCGAUGCAUGUGUCCGGCGCCAUCGUUCUGCCCGAGUACAUCUUUUGUCGGUUCAGUUUCGCCCAAUAAAGUGUAUUUCAUCACUCAAUAUUCUUGCUACUCUGUUGUCCAUACAAUCACUCGACUGCCUAUAGAAUGUCUAGAGACAUUUUCGUAUACGACCUUGCCUUUCUGUAGAUUUGGUCUUUUGUUGAUACAAAGUCUACAGACUGUCUAUAGACGAAAGUCGACAAGGUUUCUAUUUCUUUUUGUCUACUCGCAUUCCACCCCAUUAUAUCUCAUUUCAUACCUUCUACCCCAUACAUCUCCCCUAGACUCUGUGCCUGUAUGUAAAUGUAAAUCUACCCGACGUCCUUCUGCUACCCCACUCAGGUCAUUCGUUCAACUCGUUUCUUUUUGUUGCUUGCGCACUGACAGGCAGACAGGCUAUCUGACCAGCUUUUCUAACACCACAAACGCAUGCCGCCUACGACUCCCAUGGCUUCUGUUCUGUUCUAUGGAAGUAUACUCACCUCUACGUCCCCUAACACCCUCCGUCUUUUUUUUUCUUUUUCCUUUCCUUCCGCUGCCUUCCCAGUCUUCUACUCUCGUCCCGUCCUCUUUGAAAUCAAGCCACAGCGCUCAUUUUUCUUUUCAAACUCUCCCUUUAUACCCAGAUGCAACCUACAACGACCACCCGGGAGCUCACACAACUAACCCGUUAAAAGCAGAAUUCCAAACAAUGAGAAAAACGCAUUCGACGAAGAUAGGUCAUCCUCUUGAAACAUUGGCCAGCCUUUCUGAGGCAUCUUAUCACUGUGUACCUUUAAAGCACAUUCUGCAUUUGUGAAAUAACUUUUAGAAGCGUACUCUUCGCAG
This is a messenger RNA of Dermacentor andersoni, 2919 nucleotides long. The record is from RefSeq and is a predicted model, not a curated record. Lineage: Eukaryota; Metazoa; Arthropoda; Arachnida; Ixodida; Ixodidae.